Molecule: messenger RNA, 2688 nt
Organism: Symbiodinium sp. CCMP2456
Lineage: Eukaryota; Dinophyceae; Suessiales; Symbiodiniaceae
Source: the annotation of a GenBank genome assembly
AUGCCGUCGCCCUCGCUCUCGCUGACCGUCUCGCAACGCGCCUUCCCGGCCCACCCGCGCGCCGACCGCUACUUCGCCGCCGCGACGAGCGAGGCCGCCCGCCGUCGGCUGUUGCAAUGCCUAGUGCGUGGCGACGGCCCCGCGCUGCUGCUCGGCGCGCCGGGCGUCGGUAAGACGAUGCUGCUGGAGGUCCUCUCGGCCGACCUCGCGCAGCAAGGCCUGUGCGUCGUGCGGCUGGCGAGCACGCAGCUCUGUACCCGCCGCGCGCUGCUGCAAGCGAUCCUUCACGGCCUCGGCGCGCCGUACCGGGACCGCGAAGAGGGCGAGCUGCGUCUGGCGUUGACCGACCUGCUGAGCGACACCACCGCCACGGGCGAGGGCGUCGCCCUCUUGGUGGACGAGGCUCAAACGCUGCCGGUUCGCUUGCUCGAAGAGUUACGGGUGCUAGCGAACGUCGCCGUCGAUGGCGCGCCGCGGCUGCGGCUGAUGCUCGCGGCCACCCACGCCCUCGACGAGGCGUUCACCGCGCCGGAGCUCGACGCGUUUAGCCAGCGGAUCGCCGCGCGGUGCUAUCUCGAUCCGUUGAACCGCGACGAGACGGCCCGCUACGUCCGCGCUCAUAUCGCCGUCGCCGGCGGGGACCCGGACCGGCUGCUAGCCCACGACGUGUACGAAACGAUCACCCGCGCCAGCGAUGGGCUCCCGCGGCUGAUCAAUCAGGUGUGCGACCGGGCGAUCGUGAUGGCGACCGAGCAGGACCGCACCGUGAUCGACGCCGCCGCGAUCAGCGAGGCGUGGAGCGACCUGCACCAGCUCGCCGCCCCGUGGCAGUCGCCCGCCUCGGCGCGGCUCGCCGCCGCGUCGCAGCCGCAGGCCGAGAGCGACUCGUCCGUCGAGUUUGGCGUGCUCGACGACGAAGAGUACGCCGCGGCGCCGCCCGCUCCGCAGGGCGAUUGGAACGCCGGCGACAAGCUUCACGAAGUCGCCGCCGCGUCGCCGGCCGCUGAGGCGUUCGAUGACGGCGAUGAGUCGUUCGAAGAAGAGGACGACGAUCUGCCGUGCGUCGCGUACGCGUUCCCCGGCGCCUCGACGCGCUUCGACGAAGAAGAGGAAGCGCUCUUGCGAGAGGCGGACGACCUCUUCAACGAAGUCGCCUCGGCGUCGCAAGCCCCGAGCGAGAAGGCGCCCGCAGGCAAGCCGCAACCGGUUUCAGAGUCAAAGCAAGCCGCAAAGGCGCCGCAAGCGACGCGCGACCCCUUCGACGAAGAGUUCGACGAGGAAGAGAUCGUCAUCGAUCCGUUCGCCGAACUCGAGCGGGUGAUCCCCGCGGCGCCGGUGGUGACAAGCAAGCCGAGCGACCUCGGGCGGGCGCUGGCGGCGAUCGACGCGGCGGUCGAUGGCCUCUUGGCCGACGAGGCCUUCUCCGCACAGCCCAAGGCGCCGGCGCCCAAGCCGUCGGUGGUCGCCGCCGCCGAAGAUGACAUCCUCAUCGUCGAGACCGAAGACGGCAGCGUUGAGAUAGCGCAGUGCGCUGGGAGCCGGAACGCGUCAGCGCCCGGAGUCGCCUCGGGUACCCGCUUCACUCUUGGCGCUAGCGCAUUCCGGCUCCCCGUCACUUGGUUGGGCUGUUGGCUCGUAAGCGGGUGCCCGCCACACGCCGGUCGCCAACGCUUCCCGCUUACCGGCUUGGUGGUAAGCUGUCGCGGUCUUGAAGAUUUGUCCGCAAUCGCCCCCACCUCGUACUCUCCGAUGGCCAACUACCUCGUCACCGGCGGCGCCGGGUUCAUUGGCUCACACAUCACGACGGCGCUCGUCGAGCGGGGUGAUACGGUCACCGUGCUCGACGACUUGUCGGCGGGGUUUGAGAAGAACCUCGGACACUUGAAGGGGAAGGUCAGCUUCGUCGAAGGGAGCGUCACCGACCCCGACGCGGUGCGUAAGGCGGUGGAGGGCUGCGAAUUCGUCUAUCACGAAGCGGCGAUCGCUAGCGUGCCGGCGAGUCUGCGGACGCCGCUGGAGUCGCACGCCGCCUGUAUGACGGGGACCGUCAAUGUGCUGAACGCGGCCCGUGAAGCCGGCGCGCGGCGCGUCGUGAUGGCGGCGUCGGCGGCCGCUUAUGGGGACCAGCUGUCGGCGGCCAAGCGGGAGAGCGAUCCGCCCAAGCCUUUGUCACCCUACGCGGCGUCGAAGCUGGCCAGCGAGUUGUACUGCCAGGCGUUCACCGCGUCGUUCGGUUUGGAGACCGUCGCGCUGCGGUACUUCAACGUCUUCGGGCCGCGGCAAGACCCGGCGAGCGAGUACUCGGCAGUGAUCCCGAUCUUCGUCACGAAGAUGAUCGCGGGCGAACGGCCGACCGUCUUCGGCGACGGCAUGCAGUCCCGCGACUUUGUCUACGUCGAUGACGUGGUGCAGGCCAACCUGCUAGCGGCCGACGCCCCGGCCGCAUCGGGCCGGGUGAUCAAUGUCGGCACGGGUCGGCACACGACGCUGCUCGACCUGAUCGCGGCGAUCAACGCGGCGCUCAAGACGAAGGUCGAACCCGUCUUCGCCCCACCGCGCGAGGGGGACAUCCGCGAAAGCCUCGCCGACAUCACGCUAGCGCGGACGCUGCUCAAGUACGAACCGAAGGUCCCGUUCGCCGCGGGCCUCAUGCAAUCGAUCGAGUACUACAAGUCGAUUGCGAAGUAG